AUGAGACAGUCUAUCCAGGCGCUUAUAUGUUUUGCUACUAUAGCUGCAAGCUACGAACUGCCUGAAAACCUGAGAACACUUUACAAUAGACACAAGGCUGGAUCCUGCUCCAACCGACUUUCCGAACCUUUCGACGGAGGAGCCAGUUACUGCGGUGAUAUUCAGAAUGCUAUCUUCCUCAAGAGUAAUGGCGGAUACGACAAUAUGGACAUUGAUUGUGAUGGCAGCAACAACUCUGCUGGAGAUUGCGCAAAUGACCCUACUGGUCAGGGGCAGACUGCCUUUAAGGACACUGUUCGCAAUUACGGCAUAGACGACCUAGACGCAAAUCUACAUUCAUACGUCGUCUUUGGUACUGAGUCGUUCCGUCCACAGGACCAUGGUCUCAAGCCUCUUAGUGUCAUGGCAGUGGUUUGCGAUGACAAAGUCUUCUAUGGCGUUUGGGGUGACACAAACGGCUUCACAUCAACUGGCGAGGCAUCUAUAGCCCUUGCCCAGUUGUGUUUCCCCAACGAAGGCCUCAAUGGCAACAACGGCCAUGACCCCAACGAUGUCCUGUAUCUUGGAUUUAUUGGUGACAACACAGUGCCAGGGGCUCAAGGUGCUAUUUGGGAUGCUAGUAGUCGCGAGCAAUUCCAGGAGAGCAUCAGAGCUUUGGGUGAGGGAUUAGUCGCAGGUCUUUCUGCGUAA
Molecule: messenger RNA, 690 nt
Organism: Clonostachys byssicola
Lineage: Eukaryota; Fungi; Ascomycota; Sordariomycetes; Hypocreales; Bionectriaceae
Source: the annotation of a GenBank genome assembly